GAACUAAAAAAAAAAAUAAAAAUUAAGAGUCAAUUAAACCGAGAUUAAAGCUGAUAAGUGCUGUUAAAAAUAGACGUACAGUCUGUGCCUUUCAAUCGCUUACGAGACUUGUUCCGUUGUAGAACGACCCUGACACACGUACACACAUGUCCUACACGUGCAAGAUGUUUACUCGUUUCGCGAGUGCGUUAUGCAAAACCGCAAAAUCCGAGAGCCGAACUCUGUGGACCCGGCGAUUGUCAACCACAUCAGCGAGUAGAGCCCGUGAGAUGGAGGAACGGAAGAUCAAGGUGGGCGACACGGAAAUUAAUUACGCUAGGGUCGGCACAGGUGACCAUCCGGUGUUGCUGUUGCCAGGCGCCCUGGGGACAAUAUGGACCGAUUUUAAACCGCAGAUGGAGGGCCUGAACGCGGACAAGCUGACCAUAGUCGCGUGGGAUCCACCCGGUUACGGAAAGUCGCGGCCACCCGACAGGACUUUUCCAGAAGAUUUCUUUCAGCGUGACGCCGCGGACGCCCACAAUCUGAUGAGGACCCUCGGCUACUCGAAGUUUUCUCUGAUCGGCUGGAGCGACGGCGGCAUCACGUCGCUCGUUCUUGCCUCGGCGUACCCCGACAGCAUCCGCAGGAUGGUUGUCUUCGGCGCGAACGCGUACAUACAUCCGGAUGAGACGAAGAUAUAUAAGAACAUCAGGGACAUCAACAAGUGGUCGGAAAAAAUGAGGACACCUAUGAUAAAAGUCUACGGCGAGGAUUAUUUCAGAAAGAUGUGGGAGGACUGGAUAGACGGCGUGCUGAGAUUGUAUGAAAAUCAAGACGGUGACAUAUGCAAAGGAGUUUUAUCAAAGAUAAAGUGCCCGACUUUGAUCAUUCACGGAGCCAAAGACGCGAUGGUCCUGCCGGAACAUCCGACAUAUCUGAAACAAAAUAUCGUCAACUCGAAAGUGCAUAUUUUCGAAAAGGGCGCACAUAAUCUUCACUUAAGAUAUCCCGAAGAGUUUAAUAAAUUGGUUACGGAUUUCCUCCUUGAUCAAUCAAAAAUGUGAUUAUUAUAACAAUAUCACAUGCCUCAAUAGUCAAGUUGAGAGGCGCAUAAGAGAUCUAGGAUCAGCUCCUGAUUGAGCUACUAUUUUUAACAAUAAAUCAUUUAUAAUUUUUUCGGGAUCUUAUAGAUGCUCUGAGCGUUGGCAUCUGGCUAAUAACUGUAUUUCAAGGCUGACAAAAAUGUUAAAUUACAUAAAAAUUACUAUUCAGCACCAAGAUCCGCUGCAAUACAAGCAAUCUCAUUUUUAUUUUGGUAGUUUAUCGUAAUAUUAUAUGUACUAUAUAUGUACUAUAUUACGAAAGGAUAUACUUUAUCAUGGGAUACAUACCCGAUAGUAAUAUUAUCUUAGCAUUUUAUUAUGAUUGUGAAAUUUUACUUCAUAAAAACAACGCAUCAUUAUAAAAAUUUUUCCGAACAGAAAAGUUUACAGAAAAAAGUAACGAUUGUUACAAAAGAAAGUAACGACGUUAUUUUUUAAUACUUGCGCUUUAUUAUAUGUAUUAUUUUUUAGGUGUUUUUAUAAUAAAAGUUUUUAUAAUAAAAUGAUACAUUAACGCAUUCUUCACUUCGUCAUUUCUCUUACAACCAUUACAUGCAAGUCAUCCUUUAUUAUCUUCGAAUUCGGCUUUGAAUGUAAUGAGUUAACCACGGUUCAUAAAUUAUAUGCAUUCGAAAACAGGAAUAAUUGGAAUUCAUUAUCAACCGCCAUUAUAAACCAAGUAAUUUGUAUGUACUCGUACAUACACAUUUGAGUAUCUGAAUAAUACCUACACAUCGAUUGAUUAAAAAAUAGUUUAGAUAUUUCUAGAGACCCUGAAUUUAGAAACACUAUAUUAGUAUUCAAAUAACAAGCACAACUUUUAGAUACCUAUGUAUAUUGUUGUAUUAAACAAUUAUUGCAUAGCAUCACAGAUAAAGUUAUUGUUUUCCUUAUACUAAAACUUCCUUAUACUGCGUAAAAUCGUAUAUCAACUGCUUAAAAUCGUUUGAUACGCGUGACAUUUAAUCUUAAAUUGUACGCUCUCGAGGCACAAAGUGCACUGUUUAGAAUGAUACAUUCGCAUUUAAUCGGAUAUAUUGAUGAUAUCAACAGCGAAAAGAUACAUUGAUGGCAUCUUGAUAAUUAUACAUGAUUUUGCAAAUUGAUACAUUUACAAUUUAACUGUAGUUGACAUUGUAAUCAUUUAACAAUGUUAAUAUCCUCACAAAAGCUAAAUUAUCAUUAAUGAUAUAAAAUUAUAUAUUCAAUAAUUUUAUAUCAUUUUUCUUAUUUUUAAAUUAUUGUUAAUAACAUUAUUUAAAAUAACUUUAUUCGUCAUACACAUUCUAAAUAAUUUCUGUCCCAAUUUAUUUCACAUUAUAUAAAAAAUCAAAUCACAAUCGAUUGUGAAUCUCUUGCAAAGUGCCGCAUUCGAGAUAUGUAUGUACCGAGAAUCCUUCGUCUACAUAGAUAGAAAGCGGUCUUGUGCUACUUAUUAUACAAGUGGCUUUUUAUCCAAAGAGGGCAGAGCGCGACAUGGCGCUUUUUCGUCGUUCAACUCGUCUGACGAUCGAACGCGGUCGUAUAUUGAACGGGAAUUGACCAAACAGCAACAUGCGACCUCAAAUAACGCUCUGAGGGUCCCGUAACCCAGUGUCGUGAUCGGAGAUAACGCGUACCAUUACCUAAAUAGAUGGUAUGGGUCGUGAGCUUUUCAUACUAACCUAUUUCGACCAAGAGAUAAUAUGGAAAUUAAUUAAUUUUUCUUUUUUCUUUACCAUCUUGAACAUUGAUUAUAAAACUAAAAACGUACUUUGUAUAAAAGUAGUAUUUAGGUGUUGCAUAAUAAAAUCAAUCUUUCAUUUGUGAAUUAAAUGUAUUUCAAUUUUGUAUUAAAUCUUUCAAUUACAUUUUCUUUAGAAGUGUAAAUUUUCUACGUAAUUAAAUUUAUUAGAGGUGAACACUCUCGAAUCUUGUGAAUAAGAAAAGUAGCAUGUAAAUGCAAGGAAUAAAAAAACUGUAAUUAUCGCCGUAACCGCAUUUGCAUAUUCCAAUUACAUACACGAAAGGGAAUGAUUUUGCAUUUUUUAUUUCGACAUUUACAUAUUCGUUGAGAUAUCAUGAAGUUAUGUUUCCCGGGAAUAUCGUACAUCUCAAUUUUUUGCGUUGUAAUCAUAUGAACAUUCCUCGCUUAAAAUUCAACAACAAAAUAGAGGGGACAAAAAACUACAUGUAUACAUUGUUAUCAUAUCAACUAAUUAUAAUCAAGAGAAUCUAUAUUCUCCAAUUUCUGAAUUUUCGAUAACAUCUUUUUUUAUAGUAUUUUAUUUUGAAUGUUAAUUUAAAAUAUAGAUAUCGUGCUAUCAAUAAAUCUACUUUGCGAGACUUUUCUCAUUAAUCGUCAUCUCGUGAAUUCAACUGAUCAGUCCACUUUCAAGGAAA
Molecule: messenger RNA, 3467 nt
Organism: Monomorium pharaonis (pharaoh ant)
Lineage: Eukaryota; Metazoa; Arthropoda; Insecta; Hymenoptera; Formicidae
Product: valacyclovir hydrolase
Exons: 5
Coding region: 147-1046 (299 amino acids)
Source: RefSeq, a predicted model, not a curated record